Ophidiomyces ophidiicola is the source of this 1614-nucleotide messenger RNA. RefSeq lists its product as uncharacterized. The coding region runs from base 1 to 1614 and encodes 537 amino acids. The record is from RefSeq and is a predicted model, not a curated record. Lineage: Eukaryota; Fungi; Ascomycota; Eurotiomycetes; Onygenales; Onygenaceae. The transcript has 2 exons.
AUGACCAGUGUUCAGAUACGGGAUCUACUGAAAUUUCCUGAAAAUGGGAAUAAUGCCACAGACACAGUAUUAAAUGGCAUUCACUUCAACCUAACUGCUCUGCGACAUUUUAAUUAUACACUGUACUCAAAUGGGACCAUAUCGAACGGGUCGAACUGUUGGCUUUCCUUCGACAAGUAUAAACCAGCAAUACUAUCUAACGGAACUUUUAUCAAUGCUACCUCAUGUUAUUUCCCUAUUGAGAAUAUUGGAACCCGAGGUGGCGUUGGAAUCGCUUUUGCAUCGCUCUUCGCCAUUUCCAUUGUGUUCGCCUUGAUUGGCCUUCGGAAGCAUGGCUCGACAUAUCUACCUCUGGAUAAGCGGUGGGCCUUGGUUGGGAGAAGAUGGCAAUGGUAUUGGAUGAUAUUUGUCGGGGUUUGCGGUACGGUCAGUUGUUUCAUGAGCAUCGAUGUCGACCGAAGCUAUCUGCAAAGCACCGCGAUUAUCCUACAAAGCUUCUUCUACUAUUUGGCGUUUCCAUCAGUUUUAGCUGCAAUAUGGGAAGGUGUUAGAAAUUGGGGCUCGUGGCAGGAACGCCAGAUCCAAGACCGUGAUAACUUCGCAUUUGUUGCUGUAACAACCAGGGAAAAGCAAGAGUUCUACCUACCCCUUAUUUUCUAUUUCUUUGCGUUUCUAAACUUCUUUCUCACCAUUCCAAGGUCAUGGACGAAUAUACAAAAGCAAAGGAGCUUUGAUCAACAGGAAACAUUAGCAAGGCCAACUGCAACAGACGGACGUUUCAAAUCCGCAAGCUUUGUCGCCAUCGUUUGUGUACUUUUGAUCUGCUACAGCCUUGGGCACAGCCUAUACAGAUAUAAGUCUCGGCCUCAAGGCCGGGUGAACGUCGCUUAUUACAUAGCCGCCACGCCAUUAAAAUUCACUCUUACAAUCCCCAUUGCUGCGCUUCGUAUAGGAUUCGGUAUUGUCUCGGUUUUUGAAUGGACAAUAUCUCCGUUGAAAUACAACGGCAACCCCGGCUGGAUAUAUGGCUUUGGCUAUACCCCUAUACUUUUGAUUCUUACGAUAUUCAAUAUAUAUGGCUACCUCGACCCAAAUGAGGAUCAAGAUCUUAUUCGUCAACGUAUCGAGCGUGGUCGUUCAGCAGAUGAUGAAUUGGGAGUCGACCGGAAAAGCAGAAAGCCACAUUGGUGGCAUCGUUCAAGGCCUGAUUUCACCGUUGGCCCUACCGGCACGGACUUAGAUUCGAGACUUCGAUGCUUGGUACCGCAAGUAGGUGGUGGCGCUGCCACGCAAAAGAAUAUCCAGAAAAAUAUCGAAAUGGGUGUUCUUAACCCAAAUAAAUACAAAGAUCUUGAAGUGCCAAAUCAAGGCUCCUCAUCGAAAGUCCUUCUAAACCAACCUGAGUGGCCACAAAAAAAUAAUCUUGUCGCUGAAGAUAAAAAAGAGGAAGUAGAUAUGAAGAUAACGCAGUUCAAUGUGGAUGACACUCUGGAUCCAGAGGCGAAAGCUGGAUCUACAUUAAGUCGCAGUAAUAGUGCAACCACCGCGUUCUCCGGGGAGACUUUAACGUCUCCAACUAGGACACAAAAGGUGAGGAGUAUGCUGGAUAUCUAG